ACACCGAAGUUCGCAUAAAACGGAUUCCGAGCGAGUGUUCCGGUCAGCUCAGUCCUUUUCGUUCCUCCAAGAGAGUCAGUCGGUGGGUGUCGCUGGAUCGACGUUUUCGUUUCAUUCUUCUGACAUGCAGCACCUGCGACCGUUUGUCUAUUAGCGUCGAUACAAUUCGCGAAAAUAAUAAGGGUCGUUUAAUCUUCCCGCCGAUGAUAAAGGGUCGUUCCAAUGAUGAAAUUACUGGCAGGGGUUGAGGAAUGCGACAAGCAGGGAAACGGCCACGUGGCGGGUACCACGAGGGAAAGGCAGAGUGUCAAGGCUGUCCAGGAAGCCGGAAAACCUCUCGUAGCUGAGUUGACCGAAGGGAACGAUAACCUGGCAAGUGCCGCGAUCAAGGACAAGACAGCCUUCGAAGAUGAGGAAAGAAUGCGAAGGAUACUGCCGUUCGCAGAGGCACCUGAGUACCUCCAGUUCAAUCCGUACAUCCUGCACGGUUACCGAGGAUACUUGACCACCAAAUUAUGCCUCGAAAGUAUUUUUUGGUGGACGAAUGAGACGAUCAACAUAUGGAGCCACAUAUUCGGCUGGAUGUUGUUCCUCGGAUUAACGCUCUACGAUCUCUGUUUGCUCAACAUACACGCGCCGUUCGGUGACAAGCUGAUCGUCGCUCUCCUGCUCAUAUGCUUUCAGGCAUGCAUGAUACUGUCUUCCAUGUACCACACAUUUUCCUGCCGGAGCGAGAAGGAUUAUUGGUGUUUCCUGUCCUUCGACCUCUUCGGCAUCGCCCUCAGUCUCCUGGCGAUCUACAUGUCGGGAGUCUACUACGCCUUCUGGUGCCACAAGGAACUUCAGCAGUUCUACCUGACUACCGUACUGCUGAUAUUCGUCGUGGCGAUGCUCCUGCAAGUCCCGAAGUUCAACGUGAACGGGAACGUCAAGUUGCUGGUCUUCGUCGCUUGGGCGGCAUACGGAGUCCUGCCAACCCUUCACUGGAGCAUCGCCAUGGGAGGGAUGGAGAACCCAAUGGUAGCGAUGCUGCUGCCCAGGGUUCUCGGCAUGUACGUUAUAAGCGGAGGUGCCUUCCUCAUAUACAUGAGCCGGAUACCGGAGCGUUUUUUCCCCGGUUCCGUGGACUACAUCGGUUCCUCCCAUCAGUGGUGGCAUGCCCUCGUCGUCGCGGCCCUCUACUACUGGCACAACACCGGCAUGCUCUACGUCGAGUACAGGCUGAACCAUGGAUGUCCAACGAACAUGCGACUCUGACACGGGGAUUCGGCUAUUUCACACUCGGGUCCGUAUUUUGCGAUGGAAUGUGCCUGCGCCAUGGAGUUUAGGAUAUGGCGAUCGGGCUGGUACCAGAAGGGAAUCCCUUUCUAUGCCAGAGAAGCGUUGGAAAGUUGCAUCGUGGAGAAUCCGAUAUCCUCCUACAUAGCUCUACGGGGUGGGACUUGACGUGGAUGACAUUUGCGGCGAUUCGCAAAUCCCCAAUUCCGGUUCACGUCUUGUGAGGAAUAUCGCUCAGCUCAAGGUUGCAGGACCAGACUGCAUUCGCGCCGUCGGAGUGAGAUAGCCGUUUUAAAAUAAAAAAAUAAAGUCCUUACGCAAGAGGACGGAAAUGGAGAGAUCAAGUCAAUUCAAAGAAACUUAGGCUCAAUUUGAAUAUUGUGUUCAUUUUCAUUUUUCGCCUAGUUAAAAAUAAAAACACGCCUUAUAAAUCAGAUGUUGUAAAUUGACGUGAAAGCUUUCGGACAUUUCAAUACAACCAUAGUGUGUAUACUUUUGUGGAACUGCAGUUGACUCAUAAUCAAUAUUGAUGAAAAAUAGAAAACGAAAAUUCGAUAAACAAAAUUAUAUAUGUAUACACAGCACAUUGAGUCCGAGUUGUGCAGUUCCUUCAAUUUUCUGUUCUGAUCAGCUGUUCUCAGGCGUCUGAAUAUUUACAUUACAAGAAUAUAUUAUCUAUAUGUGAUUCAGUGAUAAUAAUUCGUAAGAUUUUGAUACUAUAUUACAGUAGCUUGUAUGUAUAUGACGUGAAAUAAUUUUCUUGUCAAAUUGUUGUUUUGUAAUUUUAGCUAAUUAAUUGAUUAUUAUCAACCAGGAAGUUGAUUCCAAGUAGUUGCGUCAGGGAAUUACUUAGACUUAUUGUAUAGACCCUGAUGUGGCGAGUAUCACUCGCACCCUUAGUGCCUUGGUAUCAUGGCAAUCUAAUGUUUCAGCCUGCCGUUUCAGCAGUAUUCAAAAUACACGCUAGGCAAGAAACUCGUAGAAAUGUAUCGAGGUUAAACGAAUUUUUUUUCUACGAUAUAAAAAAUUUCUAUGUACCUAAUGGAACAAACUUGCUUAAACACUUCACUCGUUGAGUAUACAAGUGUAAGUGAACAAGUCGGUUUCUAAAUUUAUAAUAAUUCGGUAUAAUUGAAGAGUGCAUUUCACCAUGCGAAACAUUUUAGAAAAAUCUAUCAUACACACAGCAUAUUGCACUAUACGGUACACACCCUACGCUAGUUAAUUAAUUGUUGUUAAUCCUGUUAUAAAUUAUUGAUCAAUAUAUUUACGGUAGCACGA
Messenger RNA from Diprion similis, 2559 nucleotides. RefSeq names its product progestin and adipoQ receptor family member 3. The record is from RefSeq and is a predicted model, not a curated record. Lineage: Eukaryota; Metazoa; Arthropoda; Insecta; Hymenoptera; Diprionidae. The transcript has 8 exons. Gene Ontology annotation, molecular function: signaling receptor activity. The coding region runs from base 223 to 1257 and encodes 344 amino acids. Gene Ontology annotation, cellular component: membrane.